Messenger RNA from Macadamia integrifolia, 469 nucleotides. Its product is annotated as major allergen Mal d 1-like. NCBI's taxonomy places the organism in Eukaryota, Viridiplantae, Streptophyta, Magnoliopsida, Proteales, Proteaceae. Gene Ontology annotation, cellular component: nucleus; cytoplasm. The coding region runs from base 74 to 469 and encodes 131 amino acids. Gene Ontology annotation, molecular function: signaling receptor activity; abscisic acid binding; protein phosphatase inhibitor activity. The record is from RefSeq and is a predicted model, not a curated record. Gene Ontology annotation, biological process: abscisic acid-activated signaling pathway; defense response. The transcript has 3 exons.
ACAUUAAGGUUGUCCCUAUUGAGAUUUUAUUUUCCCUUCUUUCUUCUUUGCAUCAUUCUUGCUUUAGCAAAACAUGGCAGUGACUACCAUUAGCAAUGAGUUCAGUUGCCCAAUCCCUCCUGCUAGGCUUUUCAAGGCUGCAGUCCUUGAUGCACACAACCUACUUCCUAAGAUUGUUCCUGACAAGAUCAAAUCCAUCGAAAUUCAAGGAGAUGGUGGGGCUGGAUCCAUCAAACAGAUCAACUUGGCUGAUGAUGGCCCUUUUGACUUCAUCAAGCAUCGGAUCGAGGAAGUUGAUGAACAAAAUUUUAAGUGCAAGUUUACUCUUGAUAUAUGCUUUGAGCUCCUCAAAGUUCAACAUUGGGUCACCACCGCUGUGCUUGCAGGGGGUGUCACGGAUAUACCACAGCACUCUAUCACACACACUAAUACAACCCUAUGUGAUGUUGUGUCCUGCUCUCAUAGUUAG